This is a messenger RNA of Cladophialophora bantiana CBS 173.52, 645 nucleotides long. RefSeq lists its product as uncharacterized. The coding region runs from base 1 to 645 and encodes 214 amino acids. Lineage: Eukaryota; Fungi; Ascomycota; Eurotiomycetes; Chaetothyriales; Herpotrichiellaceae. The transcript has 4 exons. Gene Ontology annotation, molecular function: oxidoreductase activity. The record is from RefSeq and is a predicted model, not a curated record.
AUGGCGUCUCUGAAAGGAAAAGUCAUUGCUAUCACUGGUGCGGCUGGAGGCAUAGGAUCAGUGACCGCUGAUUUGCUUGCCUCUAGGGGCGCAAGCCUUUCUUUGGCCGACAUGGAUGAAAAGGCUCUUAAUGAAACUGCCAGAGGAAUUCGUGACAAGCACAAAAUCAAUGUCCUCACUACUAAGGUCGAUCACUUCGGCAAGCUUUCUGGAGGGGUUAACCUGGCGGGGACAGUUGGGAAAGAAAUCGGAUUGAAGGCUGCUCAUGAAGUCUCGGACGAAGAUUUCGACCUGGUCAUGGCGAUAAAUGUCAGAGGGGUCAUGGCCUGCCAGAGAGCCCAGUUACAAAAUAUCGAAGAUGGAGGAUCUAUUGUCAACGCCACCAGCGUCGCCGGGAAGAUAGGCAUACCUAACCUACUGGCAUACGGUGCGAGCAAGCACGCUGUCAUUGUGCUAACUAGGACUGCCGCAAUGGAGAAUGGCCAUCGGCGUGUGAGAGUGAAUGCAGUGGCACCUGGAAGCAUCGACACUAAGAUGCUAGGGAAGACAGAAGAAGUCGCCGCCUUGAUUGCAUUCCUGCUGAGCGACGAAGCCGCAUUUAUAACAGGUGCAGUUUAUACAAUCGACGGUGGCAUGACUCCGUAG